Molecule: messenger RNA, 1332 nt
Organism: Tripterygium wilfordii
Lineage: Eukaryota; Viridiplantae; Streptophyta; Magnoliopsida; Celastrales; Celastraceae
Product: receptor-like protein 15
Exons: 6
Coding region: 1-1332 (443 amino acids)
Molecular function (GO): protein binding
Source: RefSeq, a predicted model, not a curated record
AUGGAACAUUGGAUUGCUGUAAAGCACAUACUCAAGUACCUAAGGAGAACGAGAGAUUAUGUGCUGGUUUACAAGUCUGAUGAGCUUAUACCCACUGGGUAUACAGAUUCAGAUUUUCAGUCAGACAAAGAUUCUAGAAAAUCAACUUUAGGGUAUGUUUUCACAUUGGGAGUUGCAUGUUUCCAACAAGUUUUUCCAAAGAAUAAUUUUUCGGGUGCUAUACCGGAACAGUUUGUGAGCUCGCAGUCCUCGUUAUCAUUCGUGAAAUUAUCAAACAACAAAUUUUUUGGUCAUGUACAUCGGACAAGUUUCAACUCAAGUGUGCUUAGGAUUCCAAGAUGGAUAUCAAAGUUAUCAGAUUUAAACGAUAUUGAUCUAUCUGAUAAUCACUUGGAGGGUCCUAUUCCUCAAGAAUUAUGCAAACAAAAUAAUCUUCAUGUUUUGGAUCUUUCGCAGAACAAUUCUUCUGGCAAUAUUCCACCUUGUUUCAUCCAAGUAACAAAUAUAGAAUCUAGAGAUAACGACUUUAGUGGCACCAUCCCAAAUUGGGUUGGGAACCACUCAAACUUGGGUGCUCUUCUAUUGAAAGAAAAUCAUUUUCAUGGGAGUUUGACUUUUGAAAACCAAAAUGGCUUUUUAGAUGCAACUCCACUUUUUUCACGCAAUGAGAUUGGUGCUUUGGUUGAAGUGAUAGAGCUUGUGACCAAGAACAUUUCCCUUGAUCACAGAUCUUCUAUCCUUAAUCUAAUGUCUAGGAUAGACCUCUCCAGCAACCAAUUCUGUGGUGACAUCCCCCAUCAAUUUGGAAACUUAAGUAGGGUUAGAGCGCUAAACUUGUCGCACAACAAUUUGAUUGGGCCGAUUCCGGAGACAUUCUCUAAUUUAAAGAGCAUAGAAAGUUUGGAUCUUUCUUAUAAUUACUUGAAUGACAGAAUUCCCCCACAGCGUACCGAGUUGAACACUAUUGAAGUUUUCACCCUGGUACACAACAAUUUGUCAAGACCGGUUCUAGAUAGGAAAGCUCAAUUUGCGACAUUUGAUGAAAGUAAUUAUGAAGGAAAUCCUUGUCUUUGUGGACCUCCGUUGAAUAACAGCUGUGAUGAAAUUGAUUCUGCAUUGCCAAUUACGAAUGAAUUUCCUAGUGAACGUGAUAAUGAUAGUUUCAUGGACAUGUUUGUGUUCAAUGUGAGUUUUACCACGUCUUACAUUGUGGUACUUUUGGGAAUCGCAACAAUUUUAUGCAUAAAUCCGUAUUGGCAGCUGGUAUGGUUUUACAAGAUAGAGUUGUGGAUUACUCGUUGUUAUUACUUUUUCUUGGACAAAUUCACAUAA